UUUUUUUAACGUUAAAAUGAGUUCCUCUGACCUUCUUAAGUCACCCCAGUGGCUAGAAAUUUCAUAAUGUGUAAACCAAACUAUGCCCAACAUUUGAGAAUGGCGCGUCAAAACGGCGCGUUGAUAAACUCUUCCCUUGCCUACGUCAGCAAGGGAGAUGAUCCCCACGCCCCCCCUCUGGAUUCCCACCCACUGUAUGGAUUGCCCGCCCAACUCAAAAGUUGCUGUUUGUCCUACCAAGCCUACUGCGCAUGCGCAGAACACAUGACUACAUUUUGUAGUGAGGAGCCCAUAGAAGACACAACAUGGAAAUUGCGCUGUACAUGGAUGUGACAACACAGAAAGGAGUCUGUUUUUACUGCCGACGGGAGAGCCCCUGAAGACGCAGUGGCUUAAUUUUAUUUACUUCAAUAAUACGCCGUCGAGUCUACCUAAGACGGUGUAUGUUUGUCAGAAGCAUUUUCCUGAUGAAUGUUUCCACAACUUGGGACAGUACAGGGCAGGUUUUGCACAUCAACUGUCACUGAAGCCUGGGUCCGUACCAAGCAUCCCUGCCGCAUCAGCAACAAACACCGAACAAACACUACACGAUCCUAAGGAAAAGUUUUGUGCCAGUAGAGAAACAAUUCAAACCACUGAUCAGGACAUUGAUCAUCACCCUACUGCAAUACUUCACCCCACCUGUACGUUCCGCUCCUGCAGCCAGGAACAGGGAUCUCAGAAUCAAGAAUGAGUUUCUGCUAAAGUGGCCGAAGGAGAUUCACAGAAUGGCCAGCAGGGGGCGACCUUUUCAAACCCAAUGGAUUCAUUAUACAGAGACUUUCUCAAAGAUCAACAGAAAGACUCUGAAAGCGUCACACACCUACCCCAGACUAAAAAUUCUGAUCAGAACCAAACACCACGUCCAGACCCGGAUUCUGAUCGGUCGCAUGAUCUCAACGGCUGUAACAGCCAAUCAUCAGUAAGCAAUGAAUCCAUGCCUGUACCCGUACCCACGCCCCCCAUCAGAUCAGCACAGUGCCAGAAUCAAGAAUCGUCACGUGUUCCACAGAAGUUGACGGUCAACCAACCCAUCGGACGCGUGACCUCGUGUUGCGGUCAGGGCCAGAACGGUCCGGUGACCUUCAGUGGUAAAGUCGAGGAGAUUUCCGACGAGGAGAUCAGGAACAAUCGGGAGACGGAGGACGGAAUAAGAGGGAUUUCACGCUUUCAGAACUAUCAGCGUGGAGAGCCAUCAAAUGUGCUGUGUGUGAAGAACUUGAGUCCUCGGGCCUCUUUGGCUCAGCUGGUGGCUCUUUUCUGCCGGUUUCAGAAGGACGAGACAAAUCCCAUUGUGUAUCGUCUCCUGACGGGGAGGCUGAAGGGUCAAGCCUUCAUCACUUUCUCUGAUCUAGAGACUGCCCAAGCCGCGCUGGACACCGUGAACGGGUACAGACUGCAGGACAAGCCUCUCGUCAUCGAGUUUGCCCGGGAGAGGAGACGCGCAACGACUGAAGACGCUUCAGAAAUUCACAGCACGACUCCAGCGCAAAAGGAUCUGAAAAACUGCUCAUGAGACUGUAAUGAUGAAGUACUUUAAAUAGUAUUUAUGUAAGGAAUAAAACACGACAGACAGGCUGUGCUGUUACGGGAUGAUAAUCAGCGAUUGAUUGUAUGGUCGUGUGAUUCAUGAAGCGAAGUUGCUGUUACCACCCAGAUGUUCUAGUCCUUUUAUCCCACAGCAAUUUUCCAACUUUUUUUUUUCUUUUUCAUUUUCCAGGUCUGUAUCCACUUCUUUUCCCCAGGUGUGGAAUGCGAAUAGGGUUGAGCUGGUAGGGUUAAAAGACUUGCCCAAAGCAGCCCAGCAGCUCCAUCCCUCAAACGUGAAGAUCAGCAACGGAGCACUUUAACCACUGAGCCACCACCGUCCCAGUUUUCCAACAGUUGUAGAACAUCCGCAGAACAACUAAAUUCCUGUUAUGUCUUCCAUCGUAACAGCGAUAAACAGUCGUUCCGUUUCCGCCUCCUCUUUUUUUUUUUUAAAUCCCUGUUGAAAUUGGACGAACGCAGCGUCAUGUUCCUGAUCUUAAAGUUACAGCUUUCCCUCUGACUGUUACAAAGCACUAACACUGGAGACGCCCAAAACUGCUCAGUAAGAGCAAUCGAUCGAUCAGUCAACAACUUGAAUAAAGUGUCAAACUCAUAACUGGCCCCAAGUAGUCUAAUAAUUUAUAAAUGAAUAAAAUCUGAAAUGUAUACUAAUAUCUAUAAUCUUAAAUAUAAACAAUAAAUCUUAAAUGUGUACGAUAAAA
Neoarius graeffei (lesser salmon catfish) is the source of this 2291-nucleotide messenger RNA. Its product is annotated as RNA-binding protein 41-like. The record is from RefSeq and is a predicted model, not a curated record. Gene Ontology annotation, biological process: mRNA splicing, via spliceosome. Gene Ontology annotation, molecular function: pre-mRNA intronic binding; U12 snRNA binding. Gene Ontology annotation, cellular component: U12-type spliceosomal complex. The coding region runs from base 800 to 1555 and encodes 251 amino acids. Lineage: Eukaryota; Metazoa; Chordata; Actinopteri; Siluriformes; Ariidae. The transcript has 5 exons.